Trichomonas vaginalis G3 is the source of this 150-nucleotide messenger RNA. RefSeq names its product KilA, N-terminal/APSES-type HTH, DNA-binding family. Lineage: Eukaryota; Parabasalia; Trichomonadida; Trichomonadidae. The coding region runs from base 1 to 150 and encodes 49 amino acids. The transcript has a single exon. The record is from RefSeq and is a predicted model, not a curated record.
AUGUACCAAGACAGACAAAACUUACCAUCACAUCUAAAAGGUAUAUAUGUUCAUAAGUUCCUAGUUAGUUCAAUAGCAAUGUGGGCUUCGCCUCGCUAUGCUUGGUAUAUUUACAGACUUCUUGACGAAGUUGCUGAAAAAUACAUGUAA